UAAGUUCGAAAUAUUGACUUGAAGUGAAAGCUAGUUCGACGACUAUGAGUGCCGGUGCGAUAUAUACAUCCGAGAAGCGCGGAAGCGACGAUUCUGGAGACGGUAGCCAGAGCAAGCCCUUCAAAACGGUUCUCCAUGCAAUGCGGCUGACGGGCUCUGAGCCGUACGAAACCAUAUAUGUGGACAGCACGGAGCCGUCCAAAGUUUUUGAGCCCGCUGCCAAGUCUCAGCUGAAAAAGGUCCAGAAAGUGCUGCAACGCGAUGGCCUGAAGAACGUCGAAAAGGAGCUCCGCGAGGCAGAGGACUCGGAGAAGCGCCAACAGAAUUUGGAGGAGGCGCGCAAAAUUAGGAUUAAAGAGAAUGCCAGCUUACCAUUGGCCAGACAAAUAAAGAUCGCUAAAGGAACGGAUGCCCGUGGAGCACGCGUCAAAAUCUAUGGCUGGGUGCACCGACUGCGGAGGCAGGGCAAGGCGCUGAUCUUCCUCACCCUAAGAGAUGGCACUGGAUUCCUGCAAUGUGUACUUACUGAUUCGCUGUGCCAGACUUACGACGCCCUGGUUUUGAGCACCGAGAGUUCUGUGGUGCUCUAUGGCGUACUCUACAAGGUGCCUGCGGGGAAGAUCGCACCCGGUGACCAUGAGCUACGCGUGGACUACUGGGAGCUGAUUGGUCUGGCUCCCGCAGGUGGGGCCGAUGCCAUUCUCAACGAGGAAGCUCUGCCCGACGUGCAGCUGGACAACAGGCACAUAAUGAUUCGGGGCGAAAACACCUCCAAGGUGCUCAAGAUGCGCUCUAUCGUGAUGCAGGCCUUUCGCGACCAUUUCUUUGAGCGAGGCUACAACGAGGUAACGCCCCCAACCCUGGUUCAGACACAGGUAGAGGGCGGCUCCACUCUCUUCAAAAUGCAGUUCUUCGGCGAGGAGGCCUUUCUCACCCAGAGCUCGCAGCUGUACUUGGAGACUUGCCUGCCCGCUCUGGGCGAUGUCUUCACCAUUGCACAGAGCUAUCGGGCAGAGCAGAGUCGCACACGCCGCCACCUGGCGGAGUACACACACGUGGAGGCAGAGUGUCCAUUCAUAAGCUACGACGAUCUGUUGGAUCGCCUCGAGGACUUGGUCUGCGACGUUGUGGAUCGUGUGCUGAAGUCGCCAUUUGGCCACCUGGUGAUGGAGCUGAACCCUGACUUCAAGGCACCGAAGAAGCCGUUCCGUCGCAUGGACUACGCGGCCGCCAUCGAUUGGCUGAAGAAUAACAACAUUACCAAGGAUGAUGGCACCUUCUACGAGUUUGGCGAGGACAUACCCGAGGCUCCCGAGCGCAAGAUGACCGACACCAUCAACGAGCCCAUUUUACUCUGCCGCUUCCCCGUGGCCAUCAAAUCGUUUUACAUGUCCCGCUGUCCAGAGGACCAGCGGCUGACUGAGAGUGUGGAUGUUCUGCUGCCCAACGUUGGCGAGAUUAUCGGAGGCUCGAUGAGGAUUUGGGACAGCGAAGAAUUGUUGAAGGGCUAUGAGCGUGAGGGUAUCGAUCCCACACCCUACUACUGGUACACCGAUCAAAGGGUCUAUGGAACAAUGCCUCAUGGUGGUUAUGGUCUUGGCCUGGAGCGCUUCCUUUGCUGGUUGCUUAACCGAUAUCACAUUCGUGAGGUUUGUCUUUAUCCACGCUUCCUCGGCAGAUGCAGGCCCUAACUGCAUUUCAAUGAACAA
Messenger RNA from Drosophila guanche, 1709 nucleotides. RefSeq names its product asparagine--tRNA ligase, cytoplasmic-like. The record is from RefSeq and is a predicted model, not a curated record. The coding region runs from base 45 to 1691 and encodes 548 amino acids. Gene Ontology annotation, cellular component: cytoplasm. The transcript has a single exon. Gene Ontology annotation, molecular function: asparagine-tRNA ligase activity; ATP binding; nucleic acid binding. Gene Ontology annotation, biological process: asparaginyl-tRNA aminoacylation. Lineage: Eukaryota; Metazoa; Arthropoda; Insecta; Diptera; Drosophilidae.